AUGGCAGCGGGAGUCGCAGCUUGGUUACCCUUCGCCCGCGCUGCGGCGAUAGGAUGGAUGCCUGUGGCGAGCGCCCCUAUGCCAGCACCGCCACGGGACAAGAGGAGAACCCAGGAUGGGCUAAUAGUUCUAAAUAUCAGCGGCACCAAGUUUCAGACUUGGCGGAAUACUUUGGAGAGAUACCCGGACACACUACUGGGCAGCACAGAGCGUGAUUUCUUUUACCAGGAGGAUACCAACGAGUACUUUUUCGACCGCGACCCUGACAUCUUCAGACACAUCCUCAAUUUUUACCGUACCGGCAAAUUACACUACCCUCGCCAUGAGUGCAUUUCAGCAUAUGACGAGGAACUUGCUUUUUUCGGCAUAAUUCCGGAAAUUAUCGGAGAUUGCUGUUACGAGGAGUAUAAAGAUCGCCGGAGAGAAAACGCAGAACGAAUUCAAGACGAUGAAGACAACGAAAAUAACAAUGAUUUGGUGCUGCCAGAUAUGACGUUCCGUGAAUCCAUGUGGCGCGCGUUUGAGAACCCUCACACUAGUACCAUGGCACUAGUUUUCUAUUAUGUCACAGGGUUCUUCAUCGCGGUGUCAGUUAUGGCCAAUGUUGUGGAGACUGUUCCAUGCGGCACAAUGCCAAACAACCGGGCCAAAGAGGUGUCCUGCGGGGAACGAUAUGCCCUAGCUUUCUUCUGCCUUGACACGGCCUGUGUCAUGAUCUUCACGGUAGAGUACCUGCUCCGUCUGAUGGCUGCACCCAGCAGGUACAAGUUUGUGAAGAGUGUGAUGAGUAUCAUUGACGUGGUCGCCAUCAUGCCCUACUAUAUCGGCCUGGUCAUGACAGAUAACGAGGAUGUGAGCGGUGCUUUCGUUACCCUGAGAGUCUUCCGAGUCUUUCGGAUUUUCAAAUUCUCCCGUCACUCAGCUGGCCUACGAAUCCUGGGCUACACGUUGAAGAGCUGCGCCUCAGAGCUGGGAUUCUUGCUCUUCUCUCUCACCAUGGCCAUCAUCAUCUUUGCCACCGUCAUGUUCUAUGCUGAGAAGGGGUCCUCUGGCAGCAAGUUCACCAGCAUCCCUGCUGCUUUCUGGUACACCAUCGUCACCAUGACAACACUGGGGUAUGGAGACAUGGUUCCUAAGACCAUUGUGGGGAAGAUAUUUGGGUCUAUCUGCUCUCUGAGUGGAGUUUUAGUGAUUGCUCUGCCCGUCCCUGUCAUCGUGUCCAACUUCAGUCGCAUUUAUCACCAGAGCCAACGCGCUGAGAAACGCCGCGCCCAAAAGAAAACCAGGCUUGCUAGAAUUCGUGCAGCGAAGAGCGGUGGUGCUAAUGCUUAUUUGCAGUACAAACGCAAUGGGCUCCUGACCGACUCUGAGGAGGAGGCAUCGAAGGAAGCAGGACAAGCCCUGGUGUGUAAGUCCAACCCCACCUUUGAGACCCAGCAUCAUCACCUACUACACUGCCUGGAGAAAACUACGAACCAUGAGUUUGUGGAUGAGCAGACCUAUGAGUCUAGCUGUAUGGAGGUUUCUAUGGUGAAGCCAUCAGCCUCUCGCUCCUCCUCUCUUUCCUCCUCUCCUCACGGCCUGUCCUCCUGCUGCUCCCGUCGACACAAGAGGAAGAGCUUCAACGUGCCCAACUCCACCAUGGCCGCCGGUUGCCGCGACAGCAUGCAGGAACUCAGCACCAUUCAGAUCCGCGAGAGACCGCUCUCCAACAGCCGCUCCAACCUGAAUGCUAAAUUUGAGGAGACGGUGCCACUGAACUCAGAGCAGCAGCCCUACAUCACGGCAGCAGUUAUCAGCAUGCCAACACCUCCCGUCACCACACCUGAGGGUGAAGACUCAGCCAGUUCACCAGACUACUCCCAGAGCAACAUUGUCAGAGUAUCAGCCCUAUAG
This is a messenger RNA of Chanos chanos (milkfish), 1896 nucleotides long. RefSeq names its product potassium voltage-gated channel, Shal-related subfamily, member 2 (gene kcnd2). NCBI's taxonomy places the organism in Eukaryota, Metazoa, Chordata, Actinopteri, Gonorynchiformes, Chanidae. Bases 1 to 1896 code for a protein of 631 amino acids. Gene Ontology annotation, biological process: action potential; protein homooligomerization; potassium ion transmembrane transport. The record is from RefSeq and is a predicted model, not a curated record. Gene Ontology annotation, cellular component: postsynaptic membrane; dendritic spine; voltage-gated potassium channel complex. Gene Ontology annotation, molecular function: A-type (transient outward) potassium channel activity; protein binding. The transcript has 6 exons.